AUGAAUCCCAAGACUCUCAAGGCUUUGCUCGCAAAGCUCCGAUUUCCAAACCUGACCCUCGUGGCUACAGCCACCAAACAUCAUCCUCUGACAACCAAAUACCUCUCCUCCGACUCCUCUACAAAAGCCACCCACGACGAGAAGUGGGAGACGGCCCUCCUGCAAAACCCAGACACCCCUCCCACCACCGACUCAAACGAACCAGACUACCCUCCCAACUAUGCCAAGGUCAUCCUCGAUGCCUUCUGCAGCGGCAAGCCCGUGUCUUGCGUCUGCCUCCCCAUCAAAGCCGACAAACUCCGCGACCAUCUCGCGCAGACCUAUCCCACACAGACGGAAAUGCAGUUCCGGGCUGACGACAUCCAAUACGUCACCCACUUACUCGAGGGGAUCAGCCUGUGCGAGACCUGUCUAGGCGAGCAGUCCGACAUGGCGCAGCUCAUCAAGCUGAGUGGUGCAACCAUCGAGCGAUACCGGCAGUUCUACCAGGCUUUGCACCAGACAGGAUUCGUUAGUCGGUGCCAGACACCACACGCAGAUGAAGUGCCGAUCGAGACGCACUUCUUCUUCGCUAUUGCGCAGAUGGAGCGAAUCGCCGCGAGUGUUAGCCGGAUCCUUGAGGCUGCGUGCGAGAUGCCCGUCUUCGAUCAGGAUGCCUGGUAUAUUGUCUCGAACCAGGUAGAGCGGCUGAUGAAGGCUACAAUGACGUUGCAGGAUCGGGUGGAGCAGGUGGCCCAGUCUUGA
Messenger RNA from Aspergillus saccharolyticus JOP 1030-1, 744 nucleotides. RefSeq lists its product as uncharacterized. The coding region runs from base 1 to 744 and encodes 247 amino acids. The transcript has a single exon. Lineage: Eukaryota; Fungi; Ascomycota; Eurotiomycetes; Eurotiales; Aspergillaceae. The record is from RefSeq and is a predicted model, not a curated record.